AUGGCAAACACAGACUGGAGAAAUCAAACGUCCAUCACCAAUUUCAUCCUCCUGGGAUUUGGGAAUCUCCCUGAACUACAGAGCCUUCUCUUCCUGGUUUUCUUGGUGAUCUACAUCGUGACCAUGUCUGGGAACAUCCUCAUUGUUGUGCUAGUUGUGGCUGAUCAGCACCUUCACACCCCCAUGUACUUCUUCCUGGCAAACUUGUCCUGCCUGGAGACCUGCUACACCUCCACCAUCCUGCCCAGGCUGCUGGCCAGUUUCCUGACUGAGGACAGAACCAUCUCAUUUAGUGGCUGCAUCACACAAUAUUACUUUUUUGUUUUUCUGGCAUCUACAGAAUGCUAUCUCUUAGCAGCAAUGUCUUAUGAUCGAUGUUUAGCGAUAUGUAAACCUCUGCACUAUGCAGCCCUUAUGAACAGCAGGUCCCAUCUCUGGCUAGCAGCUGGGUCUUGGAUAAGUGGAUUCCUAUCUGGUAUCGUAUCAACAUUAUCAAUGUGUCAGUUAAUUUUCUGUGGUCUCAAUGAAAUUGACCAUUUCUUUUGUGAUUUUGUCCCAAUGAUGAAGCUCACGUGCAGUGACAUUCACCUGAUGAAAGUUUUGGCUUUUACACUAUCCUUGAUUUUCUCUCUAAUCCCAUUUCUUUUAACUCUGACAUCCUACAUUUAUAUCAUCUCCACAGUCCUGAGCAUCCCUUCCACCACAGGGAGGAAAAAAGCAUUUUCCACCUGCUCCUCUCACCUCAUCGUGGUUACACUUUUCUACGGGACCAUAACUGUUGUCUAUAUGUUUCCAGCAACCCAUAGGCUGAAAGACUUAAGCAAAGUGUUCUCUGUCUUCUACACGGUCCUGACUCCCAUGGUCAAUCCUCUCAUAUAUAGCCUGAGAAACAAAGAGGUGAAGGAGGCCAUGAGGAAAGCUCUUAGGAAAUAUAUAACUUUCCAGAGUUCAAAAAUUUUACUAAACUGGGGGUUUUUUAGGUUAAAAUGA
Molecule: messenger RNA, 990 nt
Organism: Gopherus evgoodei (Goodes thornscrub tortoise)
Lineage: Eukaryota; Metazoa; Chordata; Testudines; Testudinidae
Product: olfactory receptor 11L1-like
Exons: 1
Coding region: 1-990 (329 amino acids)
Biological process (GO): G protein-coupled receptor signaling pathway
Cellular component (GO): membrane
Molecular function (GO): olfactory receptor activity; G protein-coupled receptor activity
Source: RefSeq, a predicted model, not a curated record